GAUUUACUAACGCUCAACAAAACUCUUUCAUUCUCUUACACCUUUUCCCCGAGUUCCGACAAUGGCAUCAGCUUCAGCGACAGCUACUCUUCUCAAACCCAAUCCUCCGCCACAUAAACCCACCAUCAUCGCCUCCUCCGUAUCUCCGCCUCUUCCUCCUCCACGUCGCAACCACCUCCUCCGCCGCGAUUUCCUCUCCCUAGCGGCAACAUCCACGCUUCUAACACAAUCGAUUACGUUUCUAGCUCCGGCGCCAGCUUCCGCCGCUGAAGAUGAAGAGUAUAUAAAAGAUACAUCGGCAGUGAUCAGUAAAGUUAGGAGUACGCUUUCGAUGCAGAAGACAGAUCCGAAUGUGGCUGAUGCGGUGGCGGAGCUGAGAGAAGCGUCGAAUUCUUGGGUUGCUAAGUACCGGAAAGAGAAAGCUCUUCUCGGAAAAGCUUCUUUCCGGGAUAUAUACUCGGCGUUGAAUGCUGUUUCAGGUCAUUAUGUGAGUUUUGGUCCGACGGCUCCGAUUCCGGCGAAGAGGAAGGCGAGGAUUCUUGAAGAGAUGGAAACUGCUGAGAAGGCUCUCUCUAGAGGAAGAUGAAAAAUUGCAGUGAGACCUGACAAUUUCUUCUUCUCCUCCAUUUUCUUGUUAAUGAAAAUUUAUUUUCAGA
Molecule: messenger RNA, 656 nt
Organism: Arabidopsis arenosa
Lineage: Eukaryota; Viridiplantae; Streptophyta; Magnoliopsida; Brassicales; Brassicaceae
Source: the annotation of a GenBank genome assembly